This is a messenger RNA of Mucor mucedo, 3601 nucleotides long. Its product is annotated as S-adenosyl-L-methionine-dependent methyltransferase. The record is from RefSeq and is a predicted model, not a curated record. Gene Ontology annotation, molecular function: N-methyltransferase activity; DNA binding. Bases 11 to 3562 code for a protein of 1183 amino acids. The transcript is spliced from 3 exons. Lineage: Eukaryota; Fungi; Mucoromycota; Mucoromycetes; Mucorales; Mucoraceae.
CCUUUACACAAUGACAAACAACAACAUUAACAGAAUUGGACUUUCUCUUGGUUCAACUCCAUCUUCACCAAUACCAAUACCCAACAUGACACCAGAAACGUUGAAAAGAACUGACAACAAUAGUCGACCUAUACCAGCAGUAACAGUGAAGAAACCUUGUGUUGAAAUGACGGAUGCACAGGUGAACGAAAUUGUCGAAAUGUUGGGAAUUAUUUUGGGAAAAGUCAAGCAAGCUAUAGCAGAAAAGAAAGAUACUUAUGCACCUUCCGCCGCUGUCACCUUUUUACUACGCAGGAUGGACGUUGAUACACAAGAUCUUUUGUCAGAGGAUCUGUACUGUUUAAUGACAGGAUUUAUGACAGUGUACGUAAGCUUCAUACAAGAAGUGUUUCUACACAAGUUUAAAGAUUUCAUGAGACUUUUCUCAAGUCACGAUUCACUAUUGAACGGAAAAGACGACGACAACGACCAACCAUUUCUUUGGUUGUAUUUAUCUUAUGAUAGAACUAACAAUUUAUCAAUCCUUAACGACUUACACAAACAAUUAUUGCCCAAGAGAUAUGACGCCAAUUUUAUCUUAUCAAGAAUUGAUGCCAUCUUUUCCAAAUUCUACACAACUCAUUUCUUAGAGGCUUAUGUCCAAAAACAUCAAAAAGAUCACGGCCAAUUCUACACACCCCAACCAAUCAUUAAUUUUAUGUGGGAUAAAUGCGCUACUUUACCUGCUUUGACUGAACAUUUACAACAAAACCAGCCCAUGCUACGUGUUUUCGAUCCUUGCUUAGGAAUGGGAUCAUUUUUGUGCGAAUUUUUAACGCGUUUUAUAAAAGCAUGUCGGUAUACUGUUUGGAACGAUCCUGUAAAAUUAACCACCCUGUUAGCAAGAGACAUUCCAGAUCAUAUUUGGGGAGUUGAAAUUGACCCGUUUGCUUAUCAGUUAUGCAAAAUUAACAUGAUGGUUCACUUAUUCCCUUUGUAUGAACGUUUAAAGGAAUUAGGCGUUGACUUAAAACCAGGCAUGAUCAAUCGUCUCAGACUCUUUUGUAACGAUUCCCUCAAGUUACGCGAAGAUACAAAUCCUUUUAUUUCAGAUACAGAUAAUCAAAUGGAUCCCUUUGAAAAGGCCUGUUUAAAAGCUCUACGUAACGCUUCUCAGAAAUUUGACUACAUCGUUACAAAUCCUCCUUAUAUGAUCAGAAAAACAGGUUAUGUUGCUCAACCUGAUCCUGUAAUAUAUGAUGAAGAAAAGCUGGGUGGAAGAGGCUCGCAGGCUUAUCUUUAUUUCAUGUGGGUCGCCUUGCAAAGGUGUGAUGACGCUACUGGCCAAGUAUGUUUGAUAACUCCCAGCCAAUGGACAGUACUGGAAUUCGCUCAACAUAUCAGAGAGUGGAUCUGGAAAAAUUGUAAACUGUUAGACAUGUAUGAAUUCGAGCCUUACAAAGUUUGGCCGAAAGUUCAAACAGAUUCACUUGUAUUCCGUAUCUGCAAACGUACCACUACUUUACCCAACACAAACCACACGCUCUAUAUCCGAAACACUUCCAGAAAAAUCACUUUGAACGAGUUGUUAGAGCUAUACAAAAGAUUUGAUCCAAACAAUCCCGUCACAAAUAAGGACAUCAAGUUUAAACUUGCACCACUUGAUGAAUCAAAUCGCGUAUUAACUUCGAAGCACGCUUCGUUUGCCUUUGUUUUACCUACCGCUUCUUGUCUGGAAGAAUUAAAUAGUAUUACUGCCCAUCUACCUCGUUUAUGUGAUGGCGAACAAAAUAGGUCCGGUGAAGACACACCUACUGAACCAACACCCUUAAAUUGGAACAGAGGCCCCAACACAAAUCCUGUUUAUUCACUCGUGGUUAGGACAAGUUGGGCUAUUGAAACGUUCGGUAUGGAAGCUUGUGAAAGAUGGUUAAAACCUUGUUUUUAUUGGAAUGGAAAGACUAUUAGUUCUUCAACAGGUGGAGGUAAAGAAGGUGAAUUUUGGAGAGAAAGAGACCCGUUGCGUUUAGGUAGAAAAGAAAUGUCUGCUGCCGAAGCCUAUUGGCCUUAUUGUAACCUUGAUAAUGAGAAUCCCACAGUAUCGUUUUAUUCCAUGAUCAUGGUAAACAGGGACGAUGCCGAUAAGUUAAAAAAGGAAUACGACGAAUACGGUGUUGCUUCACCCAUCGCUUCUUUGUACACUUAUCUCCGUGAGGCACGUAUUGCGCUUCAAGUGGAUAAAGUUGAAAAAGAAAUUGCGCAUUGUCAAUACAAUAAAUGUGGCGCAGAGGAACCCGUUAAGAUCAUCCACCCCAUCAAUUGUGGAUACUAUACUCGCUCACAACCACGUCAAAGAUUCUUUGUUGAUAAAACGCGCGUCUCCGUCACCAACCAAUGCAUUUAUUUCACAAUUAAGCCAGACUAUCCGUGGCAGGACGCCGAUUAUUACUGUGGUCUCUUGAAUAGUGCGUUGCUUCAAUUUUUUAGUAAAGUGCACUGUUGCUACGAUCCGCAAGGUCGUAUGCGAUUUUUUGGGAGAUUGAUGGCUUAUAUUCCAUUUGCACCACCACCAUCAAAAGAGUUUAUGGAGCAAAUGGCAAUGUUAGUACAAGGCAUGACGGAAGCACGCACAUGGAUUUAUAGCUUUGUACGUCAUACACCCAAUGGGCAGCGACUCAUGGAACGUGUUAGAAAUUGUGAAUGGCAUUUGUCCAAAGCAGAAAUAGAUAUCAUCCAUCAAUUCUCUCCACCGGAAGGCUGGGAACCUCAACCUGACACAAGCCUAUCCACAUUUACAUGCCCGCCACACCUUCAAUGGAUUUCAGAUCUGGUAUUGCGCCACCCCUUAACUACCAAACACAACAUGGAGCACGUCUUUAGAACUUUAUUGAAAAUCACUUCCAUUUUUCAAUUCGCAAUCGAUCAAAUGGUUUACCACAUUUAUAAUAUCCCUAUUAAUCUACAACUCGAGAUAGAAACCGACCUAAAUCUACAGGGAUUACGCAAGGAAUGGGAAGAUCGAAGUGAUUUAACUUACGACGAAUUGGACCCAGAGGAUUGGUUUGAUACGAUCGUCCAAACUGCGAUAUCAUUCGCAUCUGUCACCAAUGACACCACAUCUCCUCCUGUAGAUACGAGCAAGGAUAAUUCUGUGACGACAUUGGAUGCGCCUGUUACAACACCAGACGCUUCUACACCAGAUGUGUCUGUCACAGCACCUGUUAUCUCAGAUAAUUCACCAAAUGCUCCCGGUACUACAUCAGAUACUCCUGUUACUGCUCCUAAUACCCAAAAAAAAUAUGAAAAUUUUACUCAACAAAGUGCAAGUAAUACGGAGAAAUCCCGUCAGAAUAUAUCUACUUAUCAAGAACCCAUUACACAACCUUCAUCCACUCUCUACAUCGCUGAUAACAGCCAUAGUCCCGUGCGCUCAGCGAAUAUCAGCAACACACGAAAUGACCCCAUUAAUUAUCCAGCGGUACAGAAACCUGUCCAUAAACUCCAAUGCAUGAAAGACACCAUAACAAAGCAAGAUGAAACGGAUGUCGAUAUUGUUUCGGUUGCUGUUACACCCGAUCAAUAAUCUACUAACUCAGCUCCCUCUACACAAUAUUAUACAGCA